GAUAUCAUCAUGUAGAAGUUGCGAUUCAGUUCACAAGAAAUUUAAUGACCUCAGAUGAAAGAAAAUAUUUACAUGUAAGAUGUGUGUGAAGGACAUAUUAAUUUUUCAUCAUGGAAUAUCAUAAUUUAGCAAUGUUUCUGCUUUGAUUACUCCAAAGAAAUGACGGAGCUCGGUGGCAGGUUCAGCAGUGCAAAAGCGGCAGACUAUGAUCGGCAGUUUGAGGAAGACCUUGAACGUGCCAGAGCUCUUAGUCUUGAAAGUUUAGCAUUGGAAAAAUUUAGGCAACAGAAGGAGCUUGAGAAAUUCAGAGUGAAAACACAAAGCGUGCCAAUAACAGAAACUGAACUUACGGUACCAACUGCUGAUGGAAUUCCAGUGCAGCAAAUGGAAUGUACAGAGAUAAAGUCACGGCCUCGGCCUGGCUCCUUCAACACCGGUCGGCCCCGAGUGCCAAGAUUGCCACCGCCUCCCCCUGCAGUACAGCGUCGUAACAGCACAACUAACUCUUCAGUGGAUGACAGGAGUGAUUCACAGGACCUGAUAUCAUUUAGCAGCCCAUCGCCUCCAGAUCGAAGUAGCUGCGGUCUCGAUCUCGAAUCUCUGGUGUCGGACACCGACCGGCCUAGCUUCGAACGUAGCCAGAGUGCUGUUCCGCAGAUGAGACUGUCUUCAUCAUCGAGUGUAUCAUCACCUUUUGUACCAUCCAUUCAGCAUGGAUAUCCAAAAAGUGGUUCUAAAGCAGAUACUAUACAUUCGUAUCACCCUUUGCAACACUCACCUCAGCAACAAAGCCAUUUACAGCCAAGGUCAGGGUUUCUUGGUUUUUCCUACAGAACAGCAUUAUCUGAAGAUAGCCCUGUUUAUAACACAGUCAUUCCUGUAGUAAACAAGUCAGAUUUCUCUGUGCAGCAAGUGUUUGAUCCAGUGCGAACUUUCUCUCAAGCAGUACCCGGUGUCCAUAAAGGUGUGUCAGGAACUGGAGAUUCAUCAAAUUUCAAUGUUCUGAAGGUCAUAGAGAAGAAAGACAAUAGUAACUUAAUUGACCUCCAGUCAUAUGACAGCAAGGAAGAGGAAUCUGUAGACAAAACAUUAGUGAGAGUUAGUGUCCUUGAAGCAUUUGACCCAUUAUUAUCAAGUGAUGUUCAUGGCAAGUAUAAUGAAUUCAACAGAACUUCUGAAACAGAUAUGUCAGGUGCUGAUUCAAAAAAUGUGGUGGACGAUACAGAGUCACAAUGUUCGGGCAGCUAUUAUGACGCUUAUGAUCCUUUCGACUACAUGCAUGCUCCAUCAUGUGAUGGCUCUCAGUCAGAUCCAGUAUAUGCAGCUGUUGUGAAAGAGAAGGCCCCAGCUACAGUCACAACACCACCACCACUGCCACCACGUAGCUCAGCUGCCUGGAGUACAAUUGAAAGGAGAAGGUCCUCUCUUGAAAGAAGGACAAAGACAAAAAGUCGACUGUACGAAAAUGUCAGAGUAAGAAAGUGCAGUACAGUACAUCAAAAUUCGGAACUAUUGGCCUUCCAUAAUAUGGUUAAAAAACUCCGAUCUGAAUUUCCAUGUGAUGAUCCAUAUACAAAUGUCGGUUUAGUCAUUAGUCCAACUCUGGAAAGUACAUAUGCAGAAAGAACCAGCAUAAAAUUAGUUGUUCACUCUAAAAAGGAUGAAAAUCCUGUAACCUUUACUUGUGAUGUAAACUCCACUGUGGAACAUGUAAUUUAUCAUGUUGUUUGUGAAUUGGAAGGUGACCUAACUGGUGAUGUCAAAGAUUAUGUUUUGAAAGUAUGGGGUCUAGCAGAAUACUUUACAUCUCAGACUAGCCUUUCAGAUUAUGAAUAUGUACAUCAAUGCAUAAAACUGGAACAAGAUGUUGUGCUCACGAUUUUGCAUAUUGAUCAGUUAACUAGGCCUCUAGCAAGGACAUUGCAGGAUGACAAAAGGGAUACUAUUUUGACUCUGGAAGAGUUAGUUCCAAAUGAACCAUCACAUCCAAUAACUCAUGAUAAUUUAUUAAUAAUUUUACAGACAUUAGAACAAGAAAUGGAGAGAGUUCAUCAUGCUGCAUUGCAAAUGGCAGAGAAGAAUAAUCCUAGUGUUAUGCCUUCCUUACAAUCAAAAGGAGUUGUACAGGCUGUGAAAGCUGUAUGUACAUACUUAGGAAAUAUAGAAACACAAGAGAUAACAGAAGCUCUUGAAGGCUUCAAGUCAGCUUGCCUCCAGUUCAUACCAGUCACCCAGACAGAAGUAGAACGCUCAAGAUCUGGUAUUGCUGUGAAACACCCUGAAAUUCUUGAUGAUGAUGGUGAUUAUUCAAUAGUGACUCUGAGGAUGCAGAGUGCUUCUGACCAUGUUGAGAAUGUAGCUGAAAAUAUUACCCAUCACUGUGAUAAUAUUCGUGAUGCCAUUCAAGUGAUGGUGGAAACUUACUGUCAUGCAUUUCAUGUUGACUUCCAGCUUAGCACCAAAGCUGAACUACCAUCCAAUACAAAGCACAGUUCUGAGAUAUUAGACUCAGUUCUAGUUCAUGUAGGUGGACUGCACCGCCUGAAUCAAGACUGGAAUUAUGACCAGUACCUUGUAGCAGCACAGAUAUACCACGGCACAAGACCUUUGGGACAGCCAGUUCUUACACAUCCUAUUGUUCGUUCCAUGGGCCUAUUCGAAAGAGUGCUUUUCGACUUUUGGCUAAAUUUCGAAGGAAUAAGUAUUUGCAUGCUGCCUCUUGAAUCUCGUAUAGUCUUGGUUGUGUAUGGCCAGACUGUUUUGCCCCCUGAAAACCCAGAUACAAAGGAUGCAUCACAAGAACCAAGACUGCAAAAAAUUGAACUCGGUUGGGCAGCUUUGCAGUUCUUCGACUGUGACAGGGUAAUGGUUCAGGGAAGCUUCCUUCUUUCAUUGUGGCCUGCAGUAGCAGACAAGAGACUGGGACCAGCACCUGCUGCAGGAACACGGCCACAUGCUGACACUGAACCUGUGUUGUGGAUCGAUGUACCAGAGUUUGGUGCCCGAAUAUUGUUUCCACGACUGGAGCCUCACAAAAUGUCUGUACCCAAAGGUGAUUUUGGUAGUUUGGAUCCAAAUACCCAAGAGCUCUUGAACAUGAUUGCUGAGCAAGACACAUUUACAAGAACACCGGUCGAGGAACGUGAAGUGCUAUGGGAGAAGCGUCACUACCUGUACUCAAAACCAAAAGCAUUGCCCAAGGUGCUUCUGGCUGCACACAGCUGGGAUUGGGCAUGUCUGGCAGAUUUGCAUGCCAUGAUACAUAAUUGGGCCAAAAUGGACCCCCUGAGUGCUCUGCAGCUACUUUUGCCCUGCUUCCCAGAUACAGAAGUGCGGCGUGUUGCUGUAACGUGGGUGGAAGACAUGGGUAGUGAUGAAUUGGUGGAUUUACUGCCACAGUUAGUCCAAGCACUAAAACACGAAACUUGGGAAGCUUCACCGCUCGCACAUUUCCUGCUGAAGAGGGCGCUUAUUUCACCACGUGUUGCACACCAUCUGUAUUGGCUUCUCACUCAAACUUUGCCAGGAGAAUCACCUCAGAAUACUUCAGAAGCUAUUCACUAUGAUGAGAGGACAUUGAGUGAAGCCCGCUAUUACCGACGGUUGCAGUUGAUGCUUAGAGCACUGAUUGCUAUUUCUGGCAGUGCCCUGCGGCAGAGAUUUUUUUCACAACAGCUGCUUGUAAAAAAUAUGUAUGAAACAGCUGAGAAGGUGAAGAGUACAAAAGAAUCAUUGCGACUAAAGGUUCUAAUACAAGAACUUGAAGUGCUUCAUCAUAGUUUAAAUGAGAAUCCGACUUGCUUACCAUUGAGCCCAAGUUUAGAAGUUGGAGGUAUCCAGGUUCGCACAUGCUCUUAUUUCCCAUCCAAUACACUGCCUCUGAAGAUAAACUUCUUGAGCACAGAGUCUGGAAUUAUACCUGCUAUUUUCAAGGUUGGGGAUGACUUGCAGCAAGACAUGCUCACCAUUCAGAUGGUUCGUAUCAUGAACAAAUUGUGGCUAAAGGAAGGAUUGGAUCUGAAAAUGGUGACAUUCUCAUGUGUUCCUACAGGUCACAAGAGAGGUAUGAUAGAAAUGGUCACAAAUGCAGAAACUUUAAGAAAGAUACAAGUUGAACUUGGACUUACUGGAUCAUUCAAAGACCGUCCUAUUGCUGAGUGGUUAGCCAAACAUAAUCCAUCAGCUUUUGAAUAUGAAAGAGCCGUUGCAAACUUUACAGCAUCCUGUGCUGGUUAUAGUGUAGCAACAUAUAUUCUGGGAAUAUGUGAUAGGCACAAUGACAACAUAAUGCUAAAAACAUCAGGACAUUUGUUUCAUAUUGACUUUGGAAAAUUUCUUGGUGAUGCACAAAUGUUUGGAAACUUUAAGCGGGAUCGAACUCCUUUUGUUCUCACGUCGGAUAUGGCAUAUGUUAUUAACGGUGGUGACAAGCCUACAGCAAAAUUCCACCACUUCGUUGAUCUGUGUUGCCAGGCAUUUAACAUUGUACGAAAACAUGGAAAUCUUAUUCUCGAUCUCUUUGGAUUGAUGGUGUCCUCUGGAAUACCAGGUGUAACGAAGGAGGCAGUAGAAUAUGUGCAACGGGCACUUCUGCCUAACUUGUCGAAUCCUGAAGCAGCUGCAACGUUUGCAAGAAUGAUUGAAAGUUCUUUGAAGUCUUGGUUCACACAGUUCAAUUUCUUUCUCCAUAAUUUAGCACAGUUGAGAUUUACUGGCGAUCAUAAUGAUGGUGAACUGCUCAGCUUUAUUCCCAGGACCUACACAAUGCAGCAGGAAGGACGAAUUAAAAGUGUGCAUGUAUAUGGUUACCAGAAACGUUAUGACCCAGAAAAAUAUUAUGUAUAUAUAUUAAGAGUGGAGAGAAUCAAUCAGCCAGAUCCAACUUUCUUGUUCCGGUCAUAUAAAGAAUUCUGUGAGCUUCAUCAGAAGCUGUGCAUCCUUUUCCCUCUGGCCAAAUGCUACAGUUUGCCAACAGGAUUAUCAAUGGGUCGAUCAAAUAUAAAACAAGUAGCUGAAAAGCGGCGAGUAGAUAUUGAGCGCUUCCUGAAGUCUUUAUUUGAGAUGGCCGAUGAAAUAUCUCAUUCUGAUUUGGUUUAUACUUUUUUUCACCCUCUCCUGAGAGAUCAACAAGAGGCAGAUAUACGUGCAAGAAAAGUGAAAGCAGAGCCAAGAAUACGUCGAGAAGAUCGUGGUGAAACUGGGAGAGUCCGAGGGCAGUUGAAGCUCUCCCUGCACUAUCAGCGAGGUGUUUUUAUGGUGAUGGUUUAUCAUGCCAGAGAUUUGCCUUUAGUCGCAGGAGGGCAGGAACCUUCUACUUACGUCAAAGUGUAUUUACUUCCUGAUCACAAUAAGGCUACAAAAAGAAAAACAAAGGUUGUUAGGCGAACAUGUCAUCCAUCAUUUAUGGAAAUGUUGGAGUAUCGAAUGCAACUGGAUAUUGUGAAGUCUCGAAAGUUACAAGCAACAAUUUGGAAUCACGACACCCUCCAGGAAAAUGAGUUUCUUGGGGGUUUCACAUUACCACUAAAUGCAAUUGAUUUGUCUCAGGAAACAAUAGAAUGGUAUACUCUUACUAAUAUCAGCAGAUGAAGGCUACUGGAGUGUAGACAUCUAUCUUUUAGUGAUCAUUACGUGUCCAAAGAAUUUUUAAUGUGUAGAAUCACUCAAAAAAAUUUAGCUUUCGUAUACAACUGUUCGUGGCUUUGAGUGAUUUGUGAGAAAGUAUUUUUCUCAUUUUUAAGACUCGUGUGCUGCAUCAAUGAAAUGAAACUGAAUGUACGGUGUAUAGUGACUUGUAUAAAGUUAGGUGGUAACUUACAAACCCAUGUUCCAAUCAAACCAAAAAUCUCCUUGCAUUCAUUCUUUAUACCCCCUCUACCACAACCUUGCCACUGUAACAUAUGAAAUUGAUAGUCAUAUUUAUUUAUCAAUUAUUUAUUCGUAAAUGAUGUAACAUAAUAUUUGCCAAAAUGCAUUUAUAAUAAUGAUGAAUUCUUUGCUUUUGUUACAAUUUAUAUAUU
Molecule: messenger RNA, 6020 nt
Organism: Schistocerca nitens (vagrant locust)
Lineage: Eukaryota; Metazoa; Arthropoda; Insecta; Orthoptera; Acrididae
Gene: Pi3K68D
Product: phosphatidylinositol 4-phosphate 3-kinase C2 domain-containing subunit alpha
Exons: 27
Coding region: 160-5589 (1809 amino acids)
Biological process (GO): phosphatidylinositol-3-phosphate biosynthetic process; phosphatidylinositol-mediated signaling; phosphatidylinositol 3-kinase/protein kinase B signal transduction
Cellular component (GO): cytoplasm; phosphatidylinositol 3-kinase complex; plasma membrane
Molecular function (GO): phosphatidylinositol binding; 1-phosphatidylinositol-4-phosphate 3-kinase activity; 1-phosphatidylinositol-3-kinase activity
Source: RefSeq, a predicted model, not a curated record